GUUUCAGUUGUAUCAAGCCACAGCCAGCUACGCUGCUUGGAGUUAGAAGUGGCUGAAAGUUGAGUGCACUCUAUAGCUGGGACUAUUUUUUUAAUAUACUGCCAGGAUGACAUUACAGUUUAAAGAUGCCUUUUGGGGAUCAGACUUCAUCAGCAAUGUUGGUUAUGAGACGAUUCUUCAGAGGCUUACUGAUGGUCGGCGGACGUGCAAAGAAGUGGAGGAGCUCUUGAAAAUGAGAGCAACAGCGGAGGAGAAAUAUGGAAAAGAGCUUAUCACCAUUGCCCGCAAGGCCGGGGGCAUGUAUGAAAUCUGCACUUUGAGAGCAUCUUUUGAUGAAAUGAAAACACAAAUUGAAAACAUCGGAAACUUGCACAUUCAGAUGUCUGGGCUACUAAAGGAGGAGGUGAAGAGAAUGGAGCAGUUUAGAGAGCGACAGAAAGAACAGCGAAAAAAGUAUGAAGUCAUCAUGGAGAAGGUCCAGAAGACAAAAGUAUCCCUCUACAAGAAAACAUUAGAGUCCAAAAGAUCCUACGAGCAGCGCUGCAAAGAGGCAGAUGAGGCAGAGCUAACGGCUGAGAAGCUGGGCACUGCCCCCACAGCCACUCCCAAACAGAUUGAAAAGAUGAACAACAAAUCCAAACAGUGCAGAGAGGCUGCAGAAGAGGCUGAGAAACAGUACAUGACAAACAUUGAACAGCUUGACAAGAUCCGUCAAGAGUGGGAAUCGACUCACAUUGACACAUGCGAGAUAUUUCAGCAGCAAGAAGAAGACCGCAUGAGUGUCGUUAGAAAUGCCUUGUGGGUGCACUGUAACCACUUAUCAAUGCAGUGUGUGAAAGAAGAUGAGUGCUAUGAAAAUGUGAGGAAGUCGCUGGAAAUGUGUGACAUCGUCACAGACAACAACGGCUUUGUUGAGAUGAAAACCACUGGCUCAUCCCCCCCAGCUCCAGUUGAAUAUCAAAAUUACUACGAAAAGAAUCCUACAGCUGAGAGAAACGGCAGUGUUGGAUUUGUAGGAGUCAUGAAGAGGUUUUCAAAUCUUCUGCAGGGGAACUGUUCCAGUGGCUCGAAAGUAAACAUCAACGAAGGAGUUCCCCAGUGUGCAGGAGAAACAUCAGAUGGAGUAUAUGCGUCCAUUCCUGGCUUCCAGGCGUCCCAAAUGGGAAGUGAGGAAUACAAGGCUAUAUACGACUAUGUGGCACAGGGAGAGGAUGAACUCCCUCUAUCUGUUGGAGAUAUUGUGGUUGUCUUGGAACAAGGUGAAGAUGGCUGGUGGACAGUGAAAAGAAAUGGUGUUUCUGGACUGGUUCCAGGCUCGUAUCUUGCUAAAGAAUGAGUCUAUGGCUACGUUCACACUGCAGGCGAAAGCGCAUCAGAUUUUUUUGACCCUAUGCAACCCAUAUCCGAUCAUGGUAUGACAGUGUGAACGGCACAAAUCCGAUAUUUUCAAAUCCGAUA
Oreochromis aureus is the source of this 1458-nucleotide messenger RNA. It is a transcript of the gene pstpip1a, whose product is annotated as proline-serine-threonine phosphatase interacting protein 1a. The coding region runs from base 107 to 1336 and encodes 409 amino acids. The transcript has 15 exons. Gene Ontology annotation, biological process: actin filament polymerization. Gene Ontology annotation, cellular component: cytoplasm; actin filament; plasma membrane. Gene Ontology annotation, molecular function: actin filament binding. The record is from RefSeq and is a predicted model, not a curated record. Lineage: Eukaryota; Metazoa; Chordata; Actinopteri; Cichliformes; Cichlidae.